CUUAACACAGAUGCGGAGCGGCUCUUCUGAGCGCCACACGGAGAGACGGAAAGAGAGAGGGAGAGCAACAGCACCAUGACCGCAAGCACACACGACGUGAUUGUGAUUGGCGGAGGCAUCUCAGGUUUGAGUGCCGCCAAGCUGUUGGUGGAAAGCGGAUUAAACCCUGUGGUCCUGGAAGCCAGAAACCGUGUUGGUGGAAGAACCUUCACUGUUCAGAACAAGGAGACCAAAUGGGUGGAUCUAGGAGGAGCAUACAUCGGUCCCACUCAAAACCGAAUCCUGAGGCUAGCCAAACAAUAUGGAGUAAAGACGUACAAAGUCAACGAAGAAGAGUCUCUGAUUCACUAUGUGAAGGGGAAAUCGUAUCCAUUCAAAGGGUCUUUCCCUCCAGUGUGGAACCCACUGGCCUACCUAGACUACAACAAUCUAUGGAGGACAAUGGACAAGAUGGGAAUGGAGAUUCCAAAGGAAGCUCCAUGGAGAGCCCCUCAUGCUAAAGAAUGGGACAAGAUGACCAUGCAGCAGCUCUUCGACAAGAUUUGCUGGACCAAGGCAGCUCGCCGCUUCGCUACUUUGUUUGUCAAUGUGAACGUGACCUCCGAGCCCCAUGAGGUCUCUGCUCUCUGGUUCCUGUGGUACGUCAAGCAGUGUGGUGGGACUAUGAGAAUCUUCUCCACCACCAAUGGAGGCCAGGAACGCAAGUUUGCUGGCGGCUCCAGUCAGAUCAGUGAGGCUAUGGCCAGAGAGCUGGGUGACCGUGUGAAGCUGGAGAGAGCCGUCUACAGCAUUGACCAAACUGGAGACCUGCUGGUGGUCAAAACAGUCAAUGAGGAGAUAUAUAAGGCCAAAUAUGUCAUACUUGCCAUACCACCAGGACUGAACCUGAAGAUCCAUUUUAACCCUGAACUGCCCCCUCUGAGGAAUCAGCUCAUUCAUAGAGUUCCCAUGGGAUCCGUUAUCAAAUGUAUGGUGUACUACAAAGAGAACUUCUGGAGGAAAAAGGGAUACUGCGGCAGCAUGGUGAUCGAGGAGGAGGACGCACCUAUCGGUCUCACGCUUGAUGACACUAAGCCCGACGGCUCUGUGCCUGCUAUAAUGGGUUUUAUUCUAGCACGAAAAUCCAGGAAGCUGGCAGGUCUGACGAAGGACGAGAGAAAGAGAAGAAUCUGUGAGAUUUAUACUCGUGUGCUCGGCUCAGAGGAGGCGCUUCAUCCUGUGCACUAUGAGGAGAAGAACUGGUGUGAGGAGGAGUAUUCUGGUGGCUGCUACACCGCUUACUUUCCUCCUGGUAUCAUGACCCAGUUUGGCAGGGUCUUGCGGGAGCCGGUAGGCAAACUUUACUUUGCUGGAACUGAGACGGCCACCGAGUGGAGCGGUUACAUGGAGGGAGCGGUACAGGCGGGAGAGAGAGCGUCUAGAGAGAUUUUGUGUGCAAUGGGAAAACUCCACGCAAGUCAGAUUUGGCAGUCAGAUCCUGAAUCAAUGGAUGUCCCAGCCCAGCCGUUUGUCACCACUUUCUGGGAGAGAAACUUGCCAUCUGUUGGGGGACUCUUCAAGUUUAUGAGCAUGUCCUCUUUCCUGGCUCUCGCCACAGCAGCGGGAGUCGUAGCCUACAAGAAGGGGAUACUCCCACGCUAGCCUAUCCACUCAUAGCCUAUUGUAUGUGACCUGGCCUUUCGUGAUUGUGACGUUCGACCAAUCACCUAAUCAGAGCCAUGACACUGCCAGGAUAUGUGGUCGAGUUUUGCCACACAAGAAGUUUAUUUCUGUCAGUAAUUGUUAGAAGCUAACCAAAUUAAGUGAUCAUUUUGGGAAAAUGAGUGGCUACUAAUUGUUCAUGUUGGGUCGACGUUGUCCAGGAGUAUACAAACUGCCCACAUUAAAAGAAAUAAAGAAUGACAGCAACAUUCCACAGCUGUUCACUGUGUGUGUGUGUGUGUGUGUGUGUGUGCGUGCGUGCGUGUGGUUGUGUAUUUCACCGCUCUUAUGGAUUACUUCAGGUGCUGUUCUCAGGAACCCCAUAUCUUAUAACAAAAAUAUUAAAAUAACAGUGCAGAACUUUGCAGUGCAUUUCAUUCUGCUCUGUUACAGAGAUUUUACAACACAACACAGAAGCGGUUUUAGCUUUAGCACAAUUCACGAUUUCAUUCAUAUAAGAGAAUAUGAGUCUAUUAAUAUGUAAUUUACUUUUUAACAAUGUUAACUCCAGUGUUGGGUGUAACUAGUUACUAAGUAAUGAGUUACUGUAAUUUAAUUACUUUUCUUCUGGGAAAAGUCAAGUAAGGGAUUACUCUUAUUUUUUCUGUCAUUUAAUUACAGUUAGGCUACUUCUGUUGUAAUUGAGCUAAAUACUGUGUAAUAUACAGUAUACAAUCGUGGAAAUGACAUCAAAAUUCUAACUUUAAAGCAUAUGCUUUAAUGUAUCCUACUCACAUUUGUAAUACUUUGGUCAGUUAAUAAGAAUACUUUAUGUAGUUUUAUAUUAUUUAUUUGAAGGAAUUAAAAGAGCCGUUUCAUGUUUUCCUUGAAUCACUUCUAAUCACAACUAAUCAAGGUUGAUGUAGGAUAUAGAAAGUUAUUAGUAAUAAGUAACCAAAUAGUUUUUGGAGAGAGUACUUUGUACAGUAAUCUAAUUACCCUAUUGAAUAUGUAAUUAGUAACUAGUAAUUUGUUACUUUUUCACAGUAACUUACCCAACACUGGUUAACUCACUACAGACUAGAGCUGAAGAUCUUUGCCCGGACCCAACGUGACCCGACGGGUUCGGGCUAAAUUUCUAUCAUUUUACACGGGCUCGGGCCUGGCUCGGGCUUGCGCUGUAAAUGAGCGGUCAUGUGAUGCGUUCCGAUUAGCGCGACAAAGAUGCAAAAAUGGAUGCGGAGGGUUGCAACAAAUUCUCACUCCCGACUCGCUCGGUCAGCGCCCUUCGGCGUCACUUUUGAACGCGCAGGGUACUCGUUUGACGUCGUUUUUCGAACGUGAAGGGCACGCGAAUUUCACCGUCAUUAUGAAAAUGUAUAUUAGAUAUAAUUUGCACUGAUGAUGUUUCGGGGUUUAAUUUAAGUUUAAUGGCCAGGAUAAUUGCAUUUACAUGACACUAUUCAGACAGUUUGAGCAAGUAAUGUUUAUUGAAUGUUUUAAACAGUUUAUUUAUCGUAAUAUAAAACACAUAAUACAAGCAGUCACAAUGUCGUUCAAAAAUACAGAUAUUCCAAGGGUACCAACGCGAAACGAUCGAUUUGUAUGAGGAACAGAUGCGAAAGCGAUCACCGUCCGGAGUAAAUCUCAAAUCCAGUGAAGAACGACGUUCAAAAUUUGCUGCCAGAGGAAGUUACGUCAGCUUCAAUGCCAUUGGCUUUCCCGUGGCUCGUGUCCGAUCGCGUCAUUUCGUUGGCUUUGAACGUGAAACGGUAUUGGCUCCCGCAACCGACUGCAUCUAGCUGUUCCGGUUUAUCUUUUUCAGCCGAGUUCAUGUAUUCACGGACACGCACGGCAUCUCCAUUGUAAUGUUAUCAUAAGGCUUUGGUGCAAAAAGGUAUGCGAAACAAGUUGUUUGUUUUAUUUUGUAAUGCUUUUGGUCAGUUUGUGUAAUAAAUGCCUGUGACUGUACUUUUAUUCGCGUGUUGUGUUUUAUCUGGCUGAGAAGUGGUUAGGGUUAGGUGCUACAAAAUAUUAAAACCAUAAAUAAUUAUGAAAUGCUAAGAAUUUCACGCAUCUCGGUCUGGAGCAUUUAGAAAACAGCAACGCAGUUCCCUGUUCGUCGAAAAACAACGCCAAAGGGGUACUCUGCGCGUUAAAAUGUGACGCCGUGGGGCGCUGACCGACCGUAAAUAUGUGACGAGUCGGGAGUGAGAAUGGGUUGCUGAGGAGGUGAAACGGAGGCUUGCCUCUGGCGAUUACGUUUUGGUUGCACCAGCAACAAAAGCAAAGUCUGAGGUGUGGAAAAGUUUUGACCAUGUGCAUAAUGAGAAUAAUGAGCCAGUGGGAUAUGUGAGAUGUUACAGAGGACUUAUUUAUUUAUUUCUUCCAACAUCCAAGUGGCCUAUAGCCUACGUUAGUCAUUAAUAAAUUAUGUUAAAACAUGUAUAAAUGACUCAUUCUUGACAAACAGCUGUGUGCGUGCGCACAUUUGAAUAGCCUAAUGUCGGGCUGUAAACGGGUUCGGGCUUUUAAAAAGCUGUCAAUCAAAAUGUACUUGUCGGGCUCGGGCCGAAUUCUGUCGGGCCUAACUUUUAUGGCCCGAUUACAGCUCUACUACAGACUGGCUUUAGCAAAGUGUCUGGCAGUAUAAUAAAAUAUAUUAGUAGUAGAGAGGUGUCUCUGAUCCGAAGGAUAUCCCAAGUGUUGUUUGUUCUUUCUAUAAGCUGCUGUGCAUAAUUGUGUCUGAUGGAAACAUAUGAAAGCAUUUGAAUGUACAUUUUACAGGUGACAUGUUGUAUUUGAUUUGUUUUUGUAACAGACUAGUCCAUACUUGAAAUAUGUUGUUUUAUGACAAACAAGUUUCUAAGAAUACUGAAACAUGAUUCAUAGAUAGAUAGAUAGAUAGAUAUAUAGUAUUAUUAUUAUUAUAAUAAAUAAGUUAUGCAUUCCAAAAAGACAAGAGCGGUUUGAAAUUAAUGUAUCGUGUGUGUAAACCAGAAGUGCGUAGAUGUUGUCCCAAAGAUACGUUGUAAUUGUGGUUUGUGGUGCCUUAAUCUGGCACUACUCCUCCUUUCUCAAGUGCCUCUGAGCUUCUCCAGUCCUGCACAAUGUCCCUGGGUGUCAUUCACUGGCUGCUUUAGAUGGGUUUUAAGACAAGCUACUUUUACAAAUAUUUCCAGAAUGUUUGGAAAUGUGUUUGUUAGAUUCACCAACUUGCUGUGGGCAUUCAUGAUGAAACCUCUGCCUCACAUUAUGAGCUAAAAUGAUAUUGCUCCUUCCUGAAGUAGCCACUGACAAACCGGUGGUGUCAAAAUCAGAGGCUAUGCCACUCCUGACUGUUGACAUACACUAUUUAAUAUUACUUAAUAUAAUCGUAAUCAAUCUCAGUUGGUUCACACACCCCGUUGUAGUCUGUUCGACUGUGAAAUUAGUAACGCAGGUGAAUUUGUUGUCCUGACAUGUUGUUGCCGCCGUACCUCAUCUGCUUUGUGUGCUGGUGAACUCUGCCUGUCUGUGUCCUCUGCUAAUCCUUUAUCUAACUCUGACCAUGUGUACCGGACCCAAAGUACAGUUCUAUUCUCUUCUGGUCUAGCCGUUCUGCUAUGAUCAGGCUGAUUAUGUGCGUGUGUAUACCAUGUCAAAGGUCUAGUCCUGUAAUUGCAUUAUUUGAUCUCUUUGUAUGAAUUCAAUGAUUAAGCUGAUAAUAAAAAUGUGUGAUUUACCAUUA
Triplophysa rosa is the source of this 5371-nucleotide messenger RNA. It is a transcript of the gene maoa, whose product is annotated as monoamine oxidase. The record is from RefSeq and is a predicted model, not a curated record. The transcript is spliced from 15 exons. Bases 76 to 1641 code for a protein of 521 amino acids. Lineage: Eukaryota; Metazoa; Chordata; Actinopteri; Cypriniformes; Nemacheilidae. Gene Ontology annotation, molecular function: oxidoreductase activity.